AGAGCAGCAGCACUGCGGCAGCGGGACUCUUAUUUUGCCGCGUGCUCCUGCAGCGGAAGCGGAAGCGGCGCGCUGACCGUGUUUCUCCUGUGUGAGAUGAUGGCGGAUUUUGAUCACGAGCAGCUAGAUUUUCUUCGCGAGCGGCACGUGCGGUUCUUCCAGCGCUGCCUGCACGUGCUUCCCGAGAGAUACGCGCCGUACGAGACCACCAGGUUGACGAUCGUGUUCUUCGCUCUGUCGGGUCUCGAUGUUCUUGAUGCUCUGGAUGUCGUGGACAAGCCGGGUUUAAUUGAGUGGAUUUAUUCCCUGCAGGUUCUUCCCACCGACGACAAGUCUAAUCUCAGUCGCUGUGGCUUCCGCGGAUCCUCACACAUCGGCGUUCCCUACAGCAGCUCGAAGGGCCCCGGGGCUCCUCACACGUAUGACAGCGGUCACGUGGCCAUGACCUACACGGGCCUGGCAUGUCUGGUUAUUCUGGGAGACGAUCUGAGUCGUGUGGAUAAAGAGGCUUGUCUGGCGGGACUGAGAGCGCUGCAGCUGGAGGACGGCAGUUUUUAUGCUGUUCCUGAGGGAAGCGAGAACGACAUGAGGUUUGUGUACUGCGCCACCUGCAUCUGCUUCAUGCUGGACGACUGGUCAGGAAUGGACUGCCAGAGAGCCAUCGAUUACAUCCGGAGGAGCAGCUCGUAUGACAGCGGGAUCGGUCAGGGAGCCGGACUGGAGUCUCACGGCGGAUCCACGUUCUGUGCCGUGGCGUCUCUGUGCAUGAUGGGAAAGCUGCAGGAGGUGUUCAGCGAGCGAGAGCUGAAGCGGAUCCGGCGCUGGUGCAUCUUCAGACAGCAGAACGGCUUCCACGGCCGACCCAACAAACCCGUGGACACCUGCUACUCCUUCUGGGUCGGAUCCACGCUGCAGCUCUUAGACGUGUUCCAGUACACUAACUUUGAGAAGAACCGGAACUACAUUCUGUCCACGCAGGACCGCUUGGUGGGCGGUUUCGCUAAGUGGCCCGACAGUCACCCAGACCCUCUCCACACGUACUUCGGCAUCUGCGGCUUGUCUCUGAUCGGAGAAGCGGAGCUGCGGAAGGUGCAUCCGGCGCUGAACAUCAGCAUGCGGGCGUUCGAGAGUCUGCGGCAGCUGCAGGGGGCGUGGAGGCAGAAGAGCACGUGACCACAGACGGACUCCACAGCAUUAGAGCCAGCGUGAGCGCUCACACACAAGCUGAUGAAUAAAUGAUCGCAUCCAGCAUAAUCUAUUAAUAAAGGUAAAACUGUCGCUCUUUAGUUGGUUUCGUCCCCGGCUCGUCUGCCAGAUUCAUCCUUCCUCUUCACGCAUUGUGUGAUUAGUUUCUGCCUUACAGACAAGAAGUGCUCGCAGUGAAGCUCAUGUUUGUACAGAUGAGCUGUUUCUGGAGUCAUAUGCACUGUUUAUCUGUUUUACGCUUUAUAUAUAUAUAUAUAUAUAUACUGUAUAUUUCCAUUUCAUGUUCUUUCUGUGAAAUCAUUGUCCUCUCGUGCCUCAGAUGUCUUUAGGGUGUUACAGUAUAUUCUAUAUAUACACAUGGCAUCUCCACUUGAUUGUGUGUUUCAAGGAUCAAGUAAUGAAAUUAUUUUUUCUAUACUGUAAUAUCUAGUGUAGGAGUGACAGUCACGCUGCUCAUAUUUUAUUAUCAUGUAAAGUUCAAGUGCUGAACUGACGGGCUGCGAGUGUCAAUAAAUGAAGAGCUUUUAUCAUGUCCCAGAAAUAAGCGUUUAUGGCAGUGCUGGUGCGAAACAAGUAUUUAAUA
Messenger RNA from Sinocyclocheilus grahami, 1789 nucleotides. It is a transcript of the gene pggt1b, whose product is annotated as protein geranylgeranyltransferase type I, beta subunit. The transcript is spliced from 9 exons. NCBI's taxonomy places the organism in Eukaryota, Metazoa, Chordata, Actinopteri, Cypriniformes, Cyprinidae. Gene Ontology annotation, cellular component: CAAX-protein geranylgeranyltransferase complex. Gene Ontology annotation, molecular function: CAAX-protein geranylgeranyltransferase activity. Bases 97 to 1173 code for a protein of 358 amino acids. Gene Ontology annotation, biological process: protein geranylgeranylation. The record is from RefSeq and is a predicted model, not a curated record.